Ilex paraguariensis (yerba mate) is the source of this 1693-nucleotide messenger RNA. NCBI's taxonomy places the organism in Eukaryota, Viridiplantae, Streptophyta, Magnoliopsida, Aquifoliales, Aquifoliaceae. The record is from the annotation of a GenBank genome assembly.
GAAAACUCUGAGAGCUGGGAAGCUGACUGAGAAGAUCUUGAAGCUGUUCCUGGCAACUGGCAAAGAAGAAAUCCUUUCUCUCAUCCAAGCACUUAAUAUCCAGCAUGUCCACACUCCUGUCCUUCCCACUAGAUGCUCUGAGAAAUUCUAAUAUUGUUUGACAUUGUGUGAGCACACUAGAACUCAAACACUAGCUGUUUCAAGGACGAAGCCUGUUUUUGCUUUCUGAUAUUUUUUCACCACAAAUUCUGAUAAAAUGGCCCAAGUAAGCAUCAAGGACAACGAGGUUGAUGUUGUGAUUGGUGUACUCCAUGCUGAUAUGACAUCCUUCAUGGAAGAGUGGAGACCAGUGUUCUCCCGAUUCCACCUGAUAAUCAUCAAAGAUCCAGACCUCAAAGAUGAACUUCGGAUUCCCGAAGGCUUUAACCUUCAUGUGUAUACUAAAUCUGAUAUAGAGCGAGUUGUGAGGCCGUCUUCUGCUUCUCUUCUCCUUUCUGGCUAUUCAUGCCGGUACUUUGGUUACCUUGUAUCACAGAAGAAAUAUAUUAUCUCGAUUGAUGAUGAUUGCAUCCCUGCUAGAGACAGCGACGGCAAUUUAGUGGAUGUAGUGACCCAGCAUGUCACCAAUCUUACAACUCCGGCAACUCCUUUUUUCUUUAAUACACUCUAUGACCCUUACCGUAAAGGAGCAGAUUUUGUUCGCGGUUAUCCAUUUAGCUUGCGGAGUGGGGUGACCUGUGCUCUGUCAUGUGGACUUUGGCUUAAUUUAGCAGACUAUGAUGCACCCACACAAGCCCUCAAGCCCGGACAGAGGAACUCUCGAUACGUUGAUGCUGUUUUGACUGUACCUGCGAAGGUCAUGAUGCCUGUGAGUGGAAUCAACAUAGGUUUUGAUCGUGAGAUGGUGGGACCUGCUUUGUUGCCAGCUUUGAGGUUGGCAAGGGAAGGAAAUUUGAGGUGGGAAACAGUGGAAGAUAUAUGGUGCGGCAUGUGUCUUAAGGUGGUAUGUGAUCACUUGAGACUCGGUGUGAAAAGUGGGCUUCCGUAUGUGUGGAGAAAGGAAAGAGGUGAUGCCAUAGAGAGUUUGCAGAAAGAGUGGGAAGGGGUGAAGUUGAUGGAGGAAGUUGUCCCAUUCUUUCAGUCAGUGAGGUUGUCUCGAGCAGCAGUGACAGCAGAGGAUUGUGUGGUUGAGAUUGCUGAAGCAGUAAAGCAGCGGCUGGGACCAUUGGAUCCUGUGUUUGCUCGUGCUGCUCAAGCCAUGGUGGAUUGGGUCAAGCUUUGGAAGGUAGUCAGAACCCAAUCGCCACCCUCUGUUGCCUGAGAGGUGGUAGCCUUUUGCUUUAUUUCCAUAAGGCUUCUGAUUUUCUUGUGAUGCCCUUUUGGAUUCCUCCCCUUAUAUCAUACCUCACAUUUUUCUGAUGUGAGGUAAAAAUAAGAGAGUUUGUAUUUACUGUUAAUACAGUUGCCAUAUAUUUCUUCUGGUUUGCUUUAACUUUUGGGAUUUGCUGCAAUAGGACCAUGUUGUUCCCCUUAUGCCUGAACACACGCUACUUUGCUGUACAAAAUGGAGAAAGAUUGCACGAUCCAUUAUCGAUACUACCAUAUUUGUAGAAAAGAGAAACAUCUGCUUGUUUGUUAGUUGAGUUUUUAUUGCGAUCUCUGAAAUGAAUCACAUCUCCACCAAAAAUCUGAA